AUGGCUAGUACUUCGUCUGUUAGGCCUAAGAAGAAUGAUAAGGCAAAAGAGGAUAUAAUCAGUAAGCUACCUGAUUCACUUAUAACUCGCAUUCUCUCUUUGCUCCCAACAAAAGCUGCUGUGCGUACGAGUGUGUUAUCUAAAAGAUGGAUAGAAAGCUGGACAUUAAUCACCAAGAUAACUUUUAAUGACAGUGUGUUUUACAUUCGCAAGAGGAAGAAAUCACGUGGCAAACAAAACUUUAUAAACUUUGUCUAUAGAACACUUGCUAAGGUUUAUAAUGUGGAAAAAUUCUCUGUUUUCCUCACUAACAAGUAUGAUGCAACUAUUGUUAAUACAUGGAUCUCUUGCAUCUUGAGUCGGAGAGUAAAAAAACUUCGAAUCUGGACAGAUUUUAAACUACCCUUCUCUCCUCUUACAUGUCACUCCCUUUUUAAUCACUCCUAUAAUUUAGAAGAAUUGGAGUUGGAUAUGGAUUCUUGUGCUAUCAAAGUUCCUUCUCCUCCAAGUUAUGGUUUUUUCAUUUUUAGAAAUCUAAAAGUACUCAGGUUGCAUGGAGUUAUAUUUACCAUGGACAAAUCUUUACACAUGGUUUUAGAAUCAUUGAAAAAGUUUGAGAUAGAAAACUGCUCUUGGUUAAGUGCUUAUGAUGUCACACUUGAAGCGCCUAGACUUGAAAGUGUUGUAAUAGUACAAGGCCUUGAGGCAGUAACUCGCGAGCCACGUAGCUGCACAAUCAAAUUUUCUGUUUCAUGUAUGAAAGAAUUCACUUAUGAAGGUGUUGGUGGUAUAUCACAACCCAUUGUUCUCUCAAAUCCAUCGGCAGCCAGUGACACUUUUGUUAAGAUUAUGUUGCAUAGGGAUGGGAGUUAUGUUCAAGAAACUGGAUCACGCGCUUGUCUCCUUCUCAAACAAUUUAGUCAAGCGAAGCGUAUCGAAUUUCAUGGAUCAGAGGUUCUCACUCAACCAAAUAUGAUUGCUCUACCAAGAUUUGCAAUGUUGAGCCAUUUGGAUCUUGGCAUUAUUACUGGUGAUGUUCUGUUGAGCUUACUUCAAAAGUCUCCUAUUCUCAACACUCUAGUUUUAAAGGAAAUAUCAAAAUUCGACCAAGAGCUUCUGAAAUCUGCUGCUGUGCCGGAGUGUUUGGCAUCAAGUCUCCAAGUUGUGAAAUUUGAAAGUGUCCGUGGAUCCGAGCAUGAGUUGUUUUUGGCUAAAUAUUUUAUGGAAAAUGGCAUUGUGCUUGAGAGGAUGAGUUUCGCUGUCAAUUUAUGGCUGAGUAAAUCUAAGGCCAUUGAAGAAUUUAAGGAGAAGUUGAACAAAGAGAUAAUGGUUGCCCCCUCUGUCGUGUCUAAAGAAGUCGAAGAUAUUGAAUCCUCUUAUACCGUCGAGGAGAAGAUCCCCUCCUUUCGGACGGAGUUGGUUAUUUCUUCUUCAAAAGAUAAACAUAUGGUCAUUUUGGAGGCAUGUUCACCAUGGGACAGGCUACCAUGGCCAUACCUUAUAAUCCCCUUUCUGUACAUCUACUUCUACUUCCACCCAUCAAGGACAUGGGGUUAUUUUCCAUUUUCUCCUUUUAAGGUGGAAGUCCUGAGAGUUCACAAUAUUGUGUCUUCCCAGCUAGUUCUAAUAGUUAGGGCUUUGUUAGGACAUUCGAAAUAG
Vicia villosa (hairy vetch) is the source of this 1659-nucleotide messenger RNA. Its product is annotated as F-box/FBD/LRR-repeat protein At3g14710-like. The record is from RefSeq and is a predicted model, not a curated record. Gene Ontology annotation, molecular function: protein binding. Bases 1 to 1659 code for a protein of 552 amino acids. NCBI's taxonomy places the organism in Eukaryota, Viridiplantae, Streptophyta, Magnoliopsida, Fabales, Fabaceae. The transcript has 4 exons.